CCCUCGUUUGUUUUCUUUAACAAAAAGGACAAUUGUUGUUAAUUCCAAGACCAGCCAGCGAACCGUAGCAGAAAGGCAUACGGAACUCGUACGGAAGGAAAACAAGGAAUCGACUUGCGUGGAAAAUUCUCAAUUUUCCCAACCCCCUUUAAAGAUAUUUCCAUGCCAAAUGGCCGCAUUUAUGGAGGACGCGUUAGUGGAAGCGCGAAGGGCACGUGACGCAGGAGAGGUGCCCGUCGGUUGUGUCUUUGUAUAUGGAGACAAAGUCAUCGCACGUGGCGGAAAUGAAGUCAAUGUCUAUCGGAAUGCCACCAGACAUGCAGAGUUCAUCUGCAUAGAUGCCACAUUGGCCUAUUGCCGAGAGAAGCACCUGCCAGCACGCCAAUUGUUUGCCGAAAUCAGUGUGGUGGUCACUGUGGAGCCAUGUAUCAUGUGCUCGGCUGCCUUGCAUACGCUGGGCGUCAAGGAGAUCAUCUAUGGCUGUGAGAAUGAUCGGUUUGGUGGCAAAACGGUUGUGGAUGUGGCUGCUGUGGUCGGCCAAAGGAUUAGCAUUAUUGGCGGGGUUCGCGGCGAUGAGGCAAUGGCGCUGCUCAAAGAGUUCUACAAGGGCGACAAUCCAUCGGCGCCAACACUAGCCAAAAAGAAGAAAUAAGAUAUUCAGGUCGAGAUAGAGAAAACCGACUACGGAUCAACAAAUUAUGCGAAGCCAUGAGAAUUGUAAUAAAAAUAUCAACCACACUAAAGAAAUUUAUGAAGAAAAAAACGAAUAAUCGAGGAUAAAUCAACAAGUGCUUGUAAUAAUGCUGAGUGAAAAAUAAAUCAAUAUUGACAUUUUA
Drosophila willistoni is the source of this 836-nucleotide messenger RNA. RefSeq names its product tRNA-specific adenosine deaminase 2. The transcript has 3 exons. Gene Ontology annotation, cellular component: cytoplasm; nucleus. NCBI's taxonomy places the organism in Eukaryota, Metazoa, Arthropoda, Insecta, Diptera, Drosophilidae. The record is from RefSeq and is a predicted model, not a curated record. The coding region runs from base 170 to 652 and encodes 160 amino acids. Gene Ontology annotation, biological process: tRNA wobble adenosine to inosine editing. Gene Ontology annotation, molecular function: tRNA-specific adenosine-34 deaminase activity.